Molecule: messenger RNA, 1470 nt
Organism: Salvia miltiorrhiza (redroot sage)
Lineage: Eukaryota; Viridiplantae; Streptophyta; Magnoliopsida; Lamiales; Lamiaceae
Product: zinc finger CCCH domain-containing protein 14-like
Exons: 3
Coding region: 318-1202 (294 amino acids)
Molecular function (GO): mRNA binding; metal ion binding
Source: RefSeq, a predicted model, not a curated record
CAAAAAUAUGCCAUGAUAGAAAUAAAGGUCCCCCAAUCUUAUCAAUAUUAAUGUUGCGAGCCCGCUUUUCCCAUAAUUAUAACUAUCGAUUAUCGACAACAUAGUGGCCGCUAUCUCCCUCGCUUCCCCCUCUCUCUAGCUGCGAGAAAAACCCUAGUUUCGGAGUAGGAUUAGGGUUCGACCAAUUAAUUGGUGUUUUUCUUUCUUUUCUACUCUUUCUUGUAGCUUAGCUUCUACAAUUUCCUUUACCCGCGAGUUUUUAGAUUCCUUUUUCUCGAUUAAGUCUUUUGGGAGCUCCGUUUUUGGAUCUGUGAGCUAUGGAUACUCGCAAAAGAGGCAGAGCUGAAUUUGCUAACGGUGGCGGUUUCAAGAAAUCUAAGCCAGAAAUGGACUCCUUAUCAAGUGGUAUAGGGAGCAAAUCGAAGCCAUGCACGAAGUUUUUCAGCACUUCUGGUUGUCCCUUUGGCGAGAAUUGCCAUUUCCUGCACUUUGUUCCUGGUGGCUACAAUGCUGUUGCUCAGAUGAUGAACUUGGCCCCCGCUCCGACCCCGAGAGCAGGCGGAGGUCCCAUGCAUGCCCAGAAUGGUUCUGCUCCGGGUGCCGUUAAAACCAAAGUAUGCAACAAAUUCAAAAGUGAAGGAGGCUGCAAAUUUGGAGACAAAUGCCACUUCGCACACGGGGAAUGGGAGCUCGGUAAACCCAUUGCACCGUCUCAUGAGGAUCCCCGUGGUGGUGGUGGUGGUGGAGCUAUGCCCGGCAGGUUUGGCGGUGGCCGAAUGGAGCCACAUGUACCGGGGCCUGCAGCCAGCUUUGGCGCAUCAGCCACUGCCAAGAUCAGUGUGGAUGCUUCCCUAGCUGGCGCUGUCAUUGGGAAAGGAGGAGUGAACUCGAAGCAGAUAUGCAGGCAAACGGGGGCCAAGCUAUCGAUCAGAGACCACGAGACAGAUCCGAAUCUCAGAAACAUUGAGCUUGAAGGUACAUUUGAACAAAUUCAGCAAGCGAGUGCGAUGGUGAGGGAGCUGAUCGUGAGCAUCGGGCCAGGGGGAGGGCCUGGCAAGGGCUUCGGGGGAGGUGGGGGACCGGCUUCCACUGGUAGCAACUUCAAGACGAAGCUAUGUGAGAAUUUCACCAAAGGGUCGUGCACGUUUGGGGAGAGAUGCCAUUUCGCACAUGGGGCAGCCGAGCUGCGGAAAACGGGCUAAGGAGUGUGAGUGUUGUAGCAGCGGUGGUCGAAUUUUGUGAAACUUUUUGGUUCUAGCUGUGCAAAGGUAGUGAAGUGAUAGAUUUGAUUAUGUAGCAGCUUUGGUAAUUGGUAGUGGCUUAAGACGAGUACAGCAUUAUUGAGUAGCUAGCUGUGAGGAAUCAUGUCUCGGCUUAUGUUUGUUUUGUUACAGUUUUUAUUUUUGGCUAUUUACUCGUGUUAAAUAGUUGAUGCAUCCUUCUAUUAGUAUUAAACAGUAUUUUCUUAAA